Arvicanthis niloticus (Nile rat) is the source of this 5222-nucleotide messenger RNA. RefSeq names its product arkadia (RNF111) C-terminal like ring finger ubiquitin ligase 2C (gene Ark2c). Gene Ontology annotation, cellular component: nucleus. NCBI's taxonomy places the organism in Eukaryota, Metazoa, Chordata, Mammalia, Rodentia, Muridae. Gene Ontology annotation, molecular function: ubiquitin protein ligase activity; zinc ion binding. Gene Ontology annotation, biological process: positive regulation of BMP signaling pathway; motor neuron axon guidance. The record is from RefSeq and is a predicted model, not a curated record.
ACAAAGGGCCCGCGCGCAGCCGCCGCCGCUGCGCGAGGAGCCAGGAUGGUCCUGGUCCACGUCGGCUAUCUCGUGCUUCCAGUGUUUGGCUCUGUGCGAAACAGAGGUGCCCCCUUUCAAAGGUCUCAGCAUCCUCACGCUACCUCCUGCCGCCACUUCCACCUGGGCCCCCCGCAGCCGCAGCAGCUAGCCCCGGACUUCCCGCUGGCCCACCCAGUGCAGUCGCAGCCGGGCCUCAGCGCCCACAUGGCCCCGGCCCACCAGCACAGUGGCACGCUGCACCAGUCGCUGACCCCGCUGCCCACCCUGCAGUUCCAGGACGUCACAGGUCCCUCCUUCCUACCUCAGGCCCUGCACCAGCAAUACCUGCUGCAGCAGCAGCUCCUGGAAGCUCAGCACCGCAGGCUCGUCUCGCAUCCCAGGCGGGGUCAGGAUCGAGUGUCUGUCCACCCCCACCGCCUUCACCCCGGCUUUGACUUUGGCCACCAACUGCAGACACCUCAGCCCCGGUAUCUGGCUGAAGGCACUGACUGGGAUCUCAGUGUGGACGCCGGCUUGAGUCCUGCCCAGUUCCAGGUGCGGCCCAUCCCCCAGCACUAUCAGCAUUACCUGGCCACUCCUCGAAUGCAUCACUUCCCCAGAAACUCCUCGUCCACACAGAUGGUUGUCCAUGAAAUUCGAAACUACCCUUACCCCCAGCUUCACUUCCUCGCCCUCCAGGGACUAAAUCCUAGCCGACACACCUCUGCUGUUCGGGAGAGCUAUGAGGAGCUGCUGCAGCUCGAGGACAGGCUGGGAAACGUGACCCGAGGAGCUGUACAGAACACCAUCGAGAGGUUCACCUUCCCCCACAAGUAUAAGAAGCGAAGACCCCAGGACAGCAAGGGCAAAAAAGAUGAAGGGGAAGAGUCAGACACAGAUGAGAAAUGCACAAUUUGUCUGUCUAUGUUGGAGGAUGGGGAAGAUGUGAGACGCCUACCUUGUAUGCAUCUCUUCCACCAACUGUGUGUGGACCAGUGGCUCGCCAUGAGCAAGAAAUGCCCCAUCUGCCGAGUGGACAUUGAGACACAGCUGGGAGCCGACAGCUGAGGGAGGAGCUAGCCAGUGGACGCCCCAUUUCCUUCACCAGGUCCCCCCCACGGCCAUAGCCCUUGCAGCCAAACUUUGCCUUCUGAGCCAUUUGACGUAGAGAAGAAGCCUGCAAGCACAUUUUGUGGAAAGAGGAGUUGGUAGCGGUGUCUGAGGGAGAGGAGGGGUAGGGAGGACCCACCCAUCCGGAAUGAUGACUGCCUCAUCGCCUUGCUGUGCAGCGGGGAGGGAGCUGGCCGUGCCCAGAGCAGGGGUGGGAAGGGGGGGCCCAGCUGCUGAGGACUAGAUGUGAUCGCGAGGGUACUAGCUGAUGAUCGGCCCCUCAAUCCUGUCCUUUGAGGGAUUGUGUAUAUACCUCUUGACCACGUAGAAACCAUGUAGGGGUCUCUAGCUAUUCUGUGGACGGCAGCCAGAGCAUGCUAGCUUAAGAAAAAUGUCGUGUGUGGUGCUCUCGUCAUCUGUGGUGGACAUGUCGCUAUUACUGAACUUGCACCAAAUAUUUCUCAUUGAGUUUCUUGUUUUGGUGCCUGACCGAACCAACCAACCAACGACAGCCCCAAUCUUCCCGUCUUUAUGAGCGAAAAGAAAAAAAAAAAAAAAAAGAAAAAGAAAAAAAAAUCAAAGGUGAAAAACAAAAAAGCCAAAUCCUGUUUACGGUGAAAAAAGUUGAUAAUUUUUCACCCAGGUUGGGAGGCGGGAGGGGGGGUUCUUGUUUGUUGUUUUUGUUUUUUUCCUUGGGCUUUGUUUUUCUCAUGUUUACAGUGCACGGAGUGUGGGAGGGGCAUCUGAGAAGGGGGUGGGCUUAAAAAUAGAUGGGGGUCUCACUGGGUUUUUGAGGCUUUCAGGCAAGGUGAGGAGCGCAGAACCCUAGCCAGUGAAGGGGUUCCCCAUCUCGCAGUGGGCUCCCCAGCUCUCGAGCCCGUUGCUUAGCCCCAAAAGUGUUCCUAGGUUCCACACUGAAGCAGGGAGUACAAUGCCUCCAGCUACAGCCUACCCCCACGUUCCUGGGAGCCGGCAUCCCCUGCUCACUCCAGUUCCUAACUCUAUCCUGAGCUCUCAUCUUGCCACAAAGAGGCAAUGUAGCCACUGCCUCCCUAUGCAAAAAAAUUAACCAGAUGAUACAGACGGAACAGCAUCAGCAGUGUGACUUGGUGUUGGCCAAAGUGCUCUCAGCACUUAGGGCUCAGGUCAGGUCCACGACCUUGGGAGUAACUUGAGCCUCCUACGGGAUCCUGCUUGGUUAGACCCUCCGAGAUGGCCAUUGUUGCAAGAUUCCUCCUUGGUUGGGCUGGGAGGCCCUGUGCCCCUAGCCUCAUGAUCGAUCCUCUGAUUCUUCUGUAAUCUUGGGAAAUUCCUUUUAUUUCUCUGUGCCUCAGUUUCUUUCUCCUUCCAGUGGGGAGAAACAACCGCGUGUCCCCAUCUCCCCCAACUCCUCCUACUUCACCUAGAUCUGAGAGUUAACACCUUCCAGCCUCUUCUUGUGCUCUCUGUUCUCUCACAGGAGUCUCUGAGGGUUUAGUGAAAAAGGAGAGUCCCAAGUGACACAGUAUUAGUGCGUGCUUUCUGUACCACUCAGAGAGAUGGAAGGACAGAGUUCUGGAGGCCGGGGGAAAUCUGCCAAAUUCUAACCCGACUGUAGCUCUUAAUUGUGUGCAGAAAAUACCAUGUCUCCUGGCAUUCUUUAACCUUCCUUUGCCACUGGCUCUCCUCAACCCUGCUCUUCUUCCCUCUUCUCCCUCCCCCUCCUCCUCUCUUUGUUCCUUCAACCCCCUCAUUUGCACUGCUCUCAGAAACUACCCUGACCUCAACCCCUAGCCAGUCUCAGUACCCUCAUAUGCUCAGAGCAGGAGAUGGGAUGCUGAUCAGAUAAAAGGAGAAAUUCUACCAAGUUAAGUUAGCCGAGGAUGAAUCGUGACCAAAAAAUGACAGCAGCCGAUUGGACUUGAGAGAAAGCCUUCCAGCACAACCAUCAUGAAGGAAUGGUCUACUAUACAAGCGAAGGCUACUCCCAGGCCCCCGUCUUCUGGUGUCUCAUACAAUCUCUGUGGACUGCCUACGUGGGACAAGCGUUGAGGAAGAUGACCACUCAGGCGAUGUCUUGGCCUGGUGGAACUAGAGGGGUGGAGGACCAGCACACAUCCAGCAGUUCGUGCGGUGACGGUCAGGAGUGCUGAACAUGGCCUUGGUCAACUCUGGUUGCUGUCGUGAACACUGUCUCCAGUACAAAGGCUAGCUGGGGAAAGAAAGUCAGGAUGCUAGAGAGCUAGCCACAAGACACAACUUGUGACUUCUUUCCUGCUGCUCCCCGAUGGCUGUGUCAAAACCAAGGUGUCAUCAGAAGACGGCUGUGGCUCAGAGGUUGUCGUUUGGGUGGCCUAGGUGGGUCAUUCUCUGUUCUUUCCUUUGAGGCUCUCCUGAAAGGCUAGUAGGAAAGGAAAUUGGCAGGGACCCAGGAGGGAACUGGAACCAGUGUCCCAGAUUCUAGUCCUGUCUCUUCACUGACAAACUGGGUGAUGCUGGAACCCCUGUCCCCACCCCUAUGGCUUGCUGGACCUCAGCUUCCUCAGCUGUGACACAAGGAAGUUGAUUGGAUGCUCCCUAAAUUUCUCCCAAAACACAUCCUGUGAUUCCUCCUAACAUCAACACAUCAUCCAGGCUGUAGAGCUACCCUCCGCCCGGCCAUACUGCUGAGAGGCCUCCUGUGCGUGUGUACGCCUGCUUCCUAGGCCUCGGCACACAGGCCGAGUGAAAGGGCAGGAUGGUUUCUUCUUGCUGCAAUUUUUUGCGCAGGCUCUUUGAAUGCCCCAGGCUAACAUUAGGACCCGAGCAGGGAAGGGGUUGACCCUCCACCCCCUUCCCCUUCCCACCUAUCAGGGGUCCUGGUGCCCUGGAACAGCACUUAGAGCCCUCCCAGCUCCCGUUUCGGGGCUACUGAUUGGGUGGAGAAAAGCCAGUGUCUCUGCUCAGUUCUCAGAUUGGUCAGGAAGCCAGAAAAGAGUGUAGAGGAGGUAGGGCCAGGCCUCAGCAUCUCACAUCCACCAUCUCCAGGAGAGGGACAUGCAGUUCUCCUGCUCAACUCAAGGGACUCAGACCCUUUUCUGACUGAGACGCAUGAGUGCCUUUGACAAGUUGGGCCUCCUAACCGCAGCCAUGGCGCAGCAGGUCCACCUAGGACACCAAUCAACGCAACGCCAUGAAUCCAGCUGGGCACAGGCAGAGGGCAGCUGGGCUGCGCGUUCCUCCACCUGCCAAGGACCCCAGGCUCCCCGGUCACCCUCGCCACCACCUGUGACAGGCCUCAAGCUCCUCUCCCGCAAAGGCCCCCAGCCUCCGUGCAAGCAUUCUUAAACUCUUUACGCCUAACGAACAAGCACAGUUUUUUCAAUGGUGAAGAAAAAGCACCAGACUUUUUUUCCUGAAGAAAUCCCCCAAGCCCCACCCCCACCUGUGGGACAAACAUUCCCCCUGUGGGGCUGUAGCAACGUCUGUCAGGUCCCCCUUGUGUUUCAUCUCCUGCGCGCGCGUAGAGCAAAUGCUAGAGCGAUUUCAGCUGAUAGAAAAACAAAAAAGAAAAAAAAAACACAAAAAAAAAUAAAAAAAAACAUGGCACGUUGCUAGUUUACAGGGUUUUGUGAGUUUAAAUGCCUUAUAUUUAACAAUCAUAAUUUAUGACUAACUUGUAGAUAUCGUGGGUUCUUAUUUAAUUAUUUUUAUAGUUGUUUUGCAUUUUUAAUUAUAAUUUAUUUAUUUAGAAAGGAUACUAAUGUUUUUUAUUGCUCCUAUUACCUCAUUUUGGCGUCGUUUCUGGGAAUGGAAUGCUUUGCAUGCAUUGGUACGAUGACAACUGCGAAACAAGCAAACAAACAACAACAACAAAAAAAAAAACCGUUUUAAAUAAAAGUCUGCGAACUUUAUUUUGUCCAAACUAUCAGGGUGUGUGAUUGCAAGCUGUCCUACUGUGGUGCUGGCCUCUUUGGAUACAUUCCAUACGAAAUGCAAACCUUUGAUUCUGUAUGCUGUGAUUUAGUGAGAAAGCUCCAAUAUAGUGAGUGUAUUUAGCACAUAUAUAAAUAUAAUUUGCACUUGUCAGCAGACUGGGGUAAUCCUUUCACUUGCCACCCCUGCCCACCCCC